Molecule: messenger RNA, 444 nt
Organism: Soboliphyme baturini
Lineage: Eukaryota; Metazoa; Nematoda; Enoplea; Dioctophymatida; Soboliphymatidae
Source: the annotation of a GenBank genome assembly
AUGUCGGAGCCAACAGUCGGUUCCCUUCUGGAAGGGAUUCCUAGCAAACCGAUGAAUGACUCAUUCUCUGGGGGAAAGAGAGCGAUCAAGUUGCUUAGGCAGAAGUCGUUAGAUGAUGACGUCGUUGUACUUCUUCCACCGGCAGAGAUGUCGAACGCGUUCGGUGGCAAAACUACCUGUACGGAAGAACGUUAUAAUGUACUUAGCAUGGUGGCAGAAAGCGAUGGUACCACCCUUGAGUCGGCGAUAGCAAACGACGACGCAACUCCUAUCUUAAAGGUGAAGCAGAUGGAAGAACGUCUGGUGCCUGGGGUGAUCCCGAUGAAGAAUAUUGUUUCCAAGGUGACCAAACCCGUCGAAGCUAAGACGAAAGUGAUCCCGAGAACUCAGAAGAAACCUGUUGACCUCAAAUCUACUGGUAUCCUUGAGGACAAGAAAAAGUAG